GCCGCCGCCGCCCGCCGUUUUGUAUAUGUUUACACUUUGCUCUUGGUGCACGUCCGUUCGUCCGUGAUUCCUGCUGAUCCCGCGUCUCUCACGUAUACACAUACGAGGAAUCCUGCAGCAGCCGCCCUCGCUACGUCGGCCCAUAGGUAUCGUAUUGAUUUUUCUAAUUACCGUAUUAAAAUUGAUAAUUAUAAAAAAAAAAAAUAUAAAUAAAUACAAAUCGCAGUCCGCCGAUUUCUAUUGUCCGGGCGCCGGCGACGCGUCGCGUAACGUCGCGUAGUCGCCCGACGCAUUGUGUCGCGAUUUUUUUCCCCCGUCUCGCGCGUUCCGAAAAUGGCGUUCGUACGAGAGCGUCCCGGCAUCGUUGCGGCCGAAAAAUAUUUUUCCGCGAACGCGUUAAAUCGCACGGUCGCGUAUUAUUGUAAUUCCUGUUUUAUUGUGGCGCGGCGGCGUCGGACGUCAUCGGCUUUAACGCGCGCGCGCGCGCCCGCGCGCACACACGCACACGGCCCGGGCGCCGGGUCCGCGAGUGAAAUUGCCCGCGCGCGCGCACUUUUGACUCGGUUGUAAGCAAUAAGUAAUUGUUAUUUGUUUUUCGUUAUUAUUAUUAUUAUUAUUUUUUUUUUCUCUCGCUAAUGGCGCUCAAACCGAUGUCGUACCGCCGGUCGCGGGUCGCCGACGGAAUUUCGUCGUUUUAUCUGGCGCGUUUUUACCCGUUUUCUGCGUUUUUCCCCGCAGACACCGCCGACAAAAUGGCCGCGCGCCCAUUUUUUUUUUUUUUUUUUUUUGUCUCCAAAUUUUCCCCGGUUCUUGUCGGGCGAUCGCCGUCGUUUGCCCCGUUUGAUUUUCCUCGGAUAUUUGUACGGCCCGUGCAUUUUUUUUUUUCUCUUCUGAUCCGUUCUCCGGUCACUUACCGCCCGUUACAACGAUAUUGAAUAAUAACAGCAGCCCGGCGACGGGACGGACUGCGAACGCGCUUUACGACGCGACCAAAUCGGCAAACGAUAAUCUAUCGUAAUAAACGGCCGUCGUCUCCGGGUUAUAAUACGCGUCGGUGAAAAUCGGGCCGAAACGGUGGGGUUGAUCGCGACCGAUCAUCAAAUCGUUUGUCGAUAACUUCGUUUCGCCCUCGCAGCACCCCCUCCCCCCACACCAUACCGCCCGGGAUAACGUUACGAAAACUAUUACGUUCGGUAGGUACCGAUUUGUCGGCCGGGUUUGUUUGGUUUUCGUUCCUCCUCCUACACCCCCCCCCCCCCCGCCCCCGGGCGUUUAGCUAGCCCGCCGAACUCCGCGUUUAACAGUCGGGCCGCCCGCCGCCGGUCCGUUUUCUGGAGGUAACGCGUCCGCGCGCGCCGCGCUUUUCGGUUUUACCACUCGUACCUACAACAACGCGUCGCGGCGUAUUGAUUUUUCCAAGGCGGAAUGUUAAAAUUUCCUAUACAGUAGGCUGGUGACAUUAUCGCGCGCGUAUGUGGCGUGUCUAGUUUCGCGUGCGAUCAUCUGGCGACAGUCGCGAAGGUUUUUUUUUUUUUUAUAUAUUACUGUUUGUGUACCCACUGUCGCCGCGCGAACGAUUGCCCAUCGCCGUGUGAUGGGAUAGUAUCGCGUGUCCGGGCUGCGGGUUUUAGUUCUAUCGCGGGCGUUGCGGACGACGUCGUUUGCCAUACUAUUCGCUGUCGUGACAGCGGGAAAUUGGCGACGGACCAACGAUCGCGUCUAGAAUAACGGCGCGGGGGGACAGGUAGGUGCCCGUAAUGACAGCGACAGUGAAACCGACUAUCGCGUUCUCGUACUAUCGUCGCGCGGCCGCGGUUGUUCCCCCAUCCGCCGCGUAAACAAAGUUCGUGUUCCGUCGCGCUCCCUCCCGGGGGUUUGUUUUUGUUUUUUUUUUUUUUUCCCACACCGACCGCGCAACAAAGGCUUUCGCGCCGCCCGCGUCCGGGGACCGUGUCAGUAGUGUCGACGGCAUGAAGUUUUGUUAUUGUGUAACUGGGUCAUUUUUUUUUUCUCCCCCCGACGUUUGAAUUCAUUCGAAACCCGUAUUUGCGUUUGUUUUUUUUAUUUUUCUUCCCUACAUUCUCGGCGGAUUAAGCGCGCGAAUAUUAAAUAAAACGACGUCGAUGCGUCGUGUAACGCGACAAUAUUGCAUUUUAACGACCCGAAUUCAUAUCGUUUUGUUUUGUUGACCCGUCCCCAGCAGUUCUAAAAUGUGGCCGCCCACCGUUGUUUUGGUUUGUUCCGAGGUCCGCCCUACUUUUUUUUUUUUUUGAUUUUCGAACCGCAACCUACACCAUGCACCACAAAUAUAACGCGUAAAUUAUGUUUACAUGUAACUCGCAGUAGGCACCGUUUCUUGUGGUUGUAUUUUCUACGAAUACUACUCGUCCCGUACGAAAUUCGGUCGCCCGACCUGUACCCCGGGUCCGGCGCCGCUGAUCGAGGCUCUGUUUUUUUUGGGACAUUGCCGGUUUGAAUACAUUUCGGGUUUGUCGUUUAUUUUUUUAUUUUUUUUUUUUUUUAUAUAUAUAUACCGCUAUUAUAAGUUUCGGCAGGCGGAAAGUGGUGCAGCACUGUUCAAACGCCGCGAGCCGCGCGCCCCGCCACCGCACCAACGACGUUUCACCACUGCCACCCUAAUAAAAAAAAAAUACCGAGACGUAUUUAAACUUGGGCUCUCGGUUUGGUACGUGUAUUGAUGGUACGCACAGUGUACACGUAUUCCGUACCUCGAAUAGUUUUUUUUUUUUUCUGAAGUUUGUGUAUUUCAGGUCCGGCAACCUUUAUAAAAUUGAAUUUGAAAUCCUAUCCGACGGGAAAACUUGCUUUUUGUGAACGUCGAAGCGUAAAACUGUGUUAAAUACAAUAGAAAUUAUAAUCGUUAUUAUUGCACAGAUUACAUAACAAAUUAUCAGAAAUCACGAGAAAACAAACAACUAUUAUCGCGACAGGAAACAAUAAUAAUAGUACCUUGCGUUUUUCAAUCCCGGUGAUUUCGGUUAUUAUUAUUUACACCAUCCCAGGCGCAGCGAUGUCGUGUAAACAAAAGGCGCGAUGGUAAACAAUACGUUUCGAGAGGCCUGAGGUUCGCGAGUUUACGAACACCGCGUGUGUAAUAUUGUCAUUUUUUUUCCGACCCGCCAAAUCCGUCGCGAAUUUUUCCCGAAACGUUUUCGCGUAUUCAAAAAAAAAUGCUCGCGUAGUACCGAUCUAGACACCAGUCCGCCCCGUUAUCGUCAUUUUUUUUUUUUUUUUUUACAACCAUCCAGGAUGUUCGUUUUUUCUUUCUUAAUUAUGGCGGUGGUGUGUAUCCGAUCGUCAAACGAAUAUACUAUCGAAAACGCGUGCCGACUUGCCAAAAUCACCUAGUGUCCAUAGACCCCGAGCCGUACUGAGUGGCCUUGUCUAAGCGAAAUAUUGUUGCAGUGCCACGGUUACCGCCAUUUCAUUCUACGGUGUACCAACAAUAUGCGCUAUUCCGUUACAAUAAGGUCUAAUAGUCUAUUAUAUUAUCAUCAUUGGUAAUUUUAUGUCACUAUUUAUGUUUAUUACAUUAUUUAUUGUGGCACUUAUACAGGUGUAUAUAUAUAUAAUUAUACCUGUUAUAUAGUUUUUUGUAAUAGAGAUAAUUUUGAUGGGGGUUAUUUUAAAUCUAAUUAUAUUGUAGGGAUAAAUAUAAAUUUAAAACGUUUAUGUUAUCGUAAUAGGUAUGUGUAUUAUACUUGUGUUUAAUGCCGACAACAGCCUGAUUAGUUGUUAAAAUUUGUAUUAAUAAAAAAUAAAAUGUAUUUAUUGUGUACGUAUUUUUGUUUUCAGAUAAGACGGUCGUUUUUAUUGAUAAGACAUAAAACAUUUCCCAAAUGUCUGACGACGGAGUUGUAGCCGAAAAGAGGGGCCGUGGAAGAGCUGCUUCCAAACCAGUGGAUGUAAGUUUUAUCGAGAAUGUUACGAGUUUCUUGCUGUAGGUUUAAGAUAGUUUGUAUAUCAAACCUUAUUAUUAUGUAUUAUAGACAAUCGAUAAAGAUGCAAAAGAAAUCAAAAAACGUGGCAGACCAGCAGCAGCAGCAGCAGGAAAAGCUGCACCGGUUGAAAAAAAAGUUGAAAAGGAAGGUGAAAAUGGUGAACCAGUUGCCAAAAGAGGCCGUGGAAGACCAAAAAAAAACCCCAGCAAACUGAAGCCUAAAGUAAGUGAAAGUAUAUAAAUAAAGCACAUGGGAUGUGCUGGUGUAUUUUUGAAUUAUUAUAAUAUGUUUUUUUUUUUAUUAAUUUAACACUGUUAUUAUAGAUUGUAUCAACAGGAAAAGGACGAGGUAGGCCAGCUAAAAAAGUGGAAAAAGACGAAUCACCCGAGGAGAAUGAUGACGAUGACGAUGAAGUAGAAGACGACGAAGACUAAAUGUUGUCUAAUCGUGUCUCAUAAUAAAUAUUUUGCCAUUCAUUUUUACUCUUUCUAAAUAAUAAUCAAGAAUAAUGAUUAUUAUUUUAAUUUAUUAAUAUUUAAUUAUUACAGAACAAUUUUAAUAUAUUAUGUAGGUUUAGGUUUGGUUUAUACUAUAUUUUUUUCCAAUAUAAUGGAAACAAAGUAACUCAUUGGAAAACCAAUUGAUUUUUAAAUUUAAACAAAAAACAAAAUUAUUUAAUUUUAUCUUAAGGAUGGAAUCCAUCUUUUAUUUCAUUUAUCAUUAAGUUUCCAUUUUAUUUGUAAGUUGUCCACCUAUCCUGUAAUUAUUUUGAAAUUAUUAUCUAAUUAAAAUCAAUAAAUUUAUACUUUACAAUUUUUUUAAUAUGUUUGUGCACAUUUAGUUUGUCAUGUAUUUACAUUAACCAAUUAAUGUGUUUCCUUACGAAGUAAUAACAACAAAAUCUUGUAAAAGUUAAAUGGAUAAAUCAUAUUAAUUUGUACUUACAUUUUUGACAACUAUUGUACCUGAUGAUUUAUGAAUACGACAAGUAUUUCAGAAUAUUAUACUUAAUUAAAUGAAAUUAAUUUAUAUGAAUACUAUCAUAUUAAUGAAAACAAAAUGUUGGUGUAAAAUGUGUUUUUCACCAUUUUUUCCUCUUUAUAUAAUAAACUAUUAAUAUAUAGUAAUUCGGUGUUGCUUAAUUUGAUUUGCUAUUUUAGAUGUUAGAUGAGUAUAUUACUUUGAUUUUAUAAAAGUAAUAAGUGAA
Messenger RNA from Cinara cedri, 5169 nucleotides. The record is from the annotation of a GenBank genome assembly. NCBI's taxonomy places the organism in Eukaryota, Metazoa, Arthropoda, Insecta, Hemiptera, Aphididae.